Molecule: messenger RNA, 591 nt
Organism: Amaranthus tricolor (Joseph's coat)
Lineage: Eukaryota; Viridiplantae; Streptophyta; Magnoliopsida; Caryophyllales; Amaranthaceae
Exons: 1
Coding region: 1-591 (196 amino acids)
Biological process (GO): negative regulation of catalytic activity
Molecular function (GO): enzyme inhibitor activity
Source: RefSeq, a predicted model, not a curated record
AUGAAGAGAAACAUCUUUCUCAUGUCUCUUAUACUUAGUUUGCUAAUUACACUUCCUAAAUCGACAUGCAACGAUAAUCAAAAAGGAGCUCAAUGUAUGGAAUCGAACAAUCCCUUCAUCGAAAAGGCGUGUGCAGGGUCAGUAUACAGAGAUCAUUGUGUGCAAAGUCUAAAAUCAUUACCUCCAAGUGAUACUUGUGACAUUAAAACACUAACAAUUAAUAGUAUUAACAUUACAAAGACUUAUGGAUUGAUUGUUCGUGCUUGGAUCAACCAAAAACUCGAGUAUUCGAAUUUAGAUCCUCAUGUUAAGUUCGCGUUAAGGGAAUGUUCAAAUGAGUAUGGUGAUGCAUUGGAAGAUCUGAAUAGAAAUAUUGAGUCAUUUAGCAUUGCUAAAAGGAUUGAUCAUAGGUUUUUUCAUGACCUUAAUACAUUAAUGAGUGGUGCAAUUAGUUCUAUUAUUGCUUGUGAAGAUGUUAUGAAGGAAUUUAAAGGAAAAGAUGUAAUGGAAGAUAGGAACAAAGUGUUUAAGAAGCAUUGUGCUAAUGCUUUAAGUGUUAUUGUGUUUUGGUCUCAUAAUCAUGAUUAUUAA